Messenger RNA from Nicotiana tabacum (common tobacco), 546 nucleotides. Lineage: Eukaryota; Viridiplantae; Streptophyta; Magnoliopsida; Solanales; Solanaceae. The record is from RefSeq and is a predicted model, not a curated record.
AUGGAGCCCUUCGCAGACGUGAGUUGCACUUUGAAAGUGAAUGUCAACUGCGAUUCCUGUAAGAUGAAAAUGAUGGAAGUGUUGCACUCUGUACGAGGAGUAUAUGCAUUGACAAUAGAUGGAGAACAAGGAAUAGCAAAUGUUUAUGGGGAAGUGGAUCCAAACAGAUUGUUAAUGGCAUUGUCAAGGUCAGGACAACAUGCAGAAUUAAUAUCAGUGAAAUUGAGACAUCCAAAUCUCACUCAAAGAAGUCACUAUGGGCAAAAUAAUAGCUAUGGCCAUAACCAUAAUUAUGGCCAUGGCUAUAAUAAUAAUAACUAUAGUGCAAUAGAUGGACCCUAUGGCUACCACAAUUCCAAUGCAUUGGCUGAGCCAAGUUCUUAUUAUUCUUCAAGAAGAGCCUUGGUCGAUCAACCUUAUUACGGUUCAAGCUACCACAACUCUUCUCCUUAUACCAGCUAUGAUUCGUCGUCGUCUCUAUACCAACCCGUUAUUAUUGAUCAUGUCAUCAGAGAAGAACCUACGAACUGGUGCAGUAUUUUGUGA